This is a messenger RNA of Cuscuta epithymum, 458 nucleotides long. Lineage: Eukaryota; Viridiplantae; Streptophyta; Magnoliopsida; Solanales; Convolvulaceae. The record is from the annotation of a GenBank genome assembly.
AAAAGGUUAGCAGAGUGCAAUGGGAUGAGGGAGUACAAUUUCUCUUUUGGUUCUUUCCCCCGCCUAGAGAUCUUAAUUGUCUAUCUCUUUAACACAAGUGUGGUUCAUUCUCUCAACCAUCACAUUCCCUCAUUUUCGGCCAAAGUGUUUCACCAUUUAUUACAUUCAUUAUUGUUCUUGACCAACCGCAAAUCAGCCUCCACAUGCAGGCUCAAAGCACAACCAUGCCGGAAUCGAAAAGUUUUGUCGGCGUAUUUCCAUAUUCAUAGAGGUGCCGCAAUCCUUCAGUUCGAUUCAUCUUAUUGAUCUCCCUUUUGUUAUUAUUUUGUUUUUCUAAUGAUGUAUGGGUUAAUCAAUUCUCAUGUAUAGUCAGAUUGGAUUCCUCUUAUGAACCGAUAUUGAUUCCUCUUGUUAAUCUUUUUUCUGAUAUUAGAUUAUUUGUCCUAUGCAUGGGUUAA